AUGGCCAUGAUGGACCCAAGCGCUUGGAAUGGACAAGACCAGCCCAUGUCCUCGGCUGGCGAAGAUGACUUUCAACAAUUUCUUGAGAUGGGAGGCAUGUCUAAUUUGGAAGACGGGUUGCAAUUUGAUUUCCAUGACUUCAACGGUGUUAAUGGCGCCUCGAUGAUGCACCAGCCUCAUGGCGAUUCUAUUGAUACUCCGAUGAGUAACUCGAAUGUACCAACGAUUAUUUCGAGAAAUGAUAUGGGGCCGCAGAGCCAGAUGUCCCCCAUGACAUCUGCUCCGAGUCACCCAGGAAUUCCAACCCAAAUGAUGCCUCCGCACCACACAUCCUCUGAUGCCAUCUCCGAGAUAGAUGCGCAGAUACAGUUCCUGCAACAGCAGAGGCUACAGCAACAAAGGAGACAACUAGAGGAACAGCAGAGGCAGUUUCGGGAACAGCAAGCUGCGUUCUAUGCCCAGCAGCAGAGAAACAUGGUACCGCCCACCCCGCAAAGCCUUGAGAUACAGGCAGCAAACCAAUUUUUUGCUUCGCAAGACCAAGCGCACUCUUCGGGCAUGUUCGAUGGAUAUCAUCAACAUCUAAAGGAGCCACAAGAUAUGGCUUUCACCCCGCUAGUAUCUCCUGCGGUAACGCCCCUUGAGCCUCACUUUCCAGUUGACCCUGGAUUUUCUCAGUCAGGACCCUACUUCAGCCCUUUGACCUCUCCUGCGCUACAUGCGCAGAAUGAUUCUGCGUCAACAUUUGACCAUAGGCACUCGGGGCAUACCACGAACUCCCCCAUCGAAAUGGAUAUAGACCCGUCUCUAGCGCAAAGCAGCACAGCAAGUUUAUCGAAGAAGGUACGCAAAAGCAAUGCCACCAAGGCGAGAAAGUCGAACGUCCGACAAUCUCCGAUCACAAAACCUCAAAGACGGAAAACGGGUUCGACUCCCAUAAUCAAUGCUCAGGUUCUUAGUGAAUUAGCCGAAUCUGCAGCCGAGAGCUCAGAACACCCCCCGCAACCCAAGUCAGUCUCGGCAGUGUCGACGGAGGAAUCGGAGAAUGCCUCAGUAUCUCCGGAAGCUCUUGAGAUGCCCCCUCCGCCGCUUCCUCUACCACGUUCCGCCAGGCAAUCUCCGUAUAUUCAGCCGCAGACUAACGGAAGCACGGCGCCUUCGGUGUUGCCUACCUCCUUGGGUGGGAAGCCAUCGCCCGCAACUCCGGCUUCACUUUUUAGAAUAUCACCGAAGAGCAAGUCGGCCGAUCCGAAUAAUCCCGAGCACGGCGGUUCCGAACAUAUAGAAAGCUUCGAACUUCCUGAAUCAAUUAACUUCUCCAAGCCCGACUUGCCUUUAAUCGAUACUCAACAACCGGUAGAUCUGUCUUCCGAAGUAGAGACGGCAAAGACGUCCACAUUUCAGUCUCUUCCAUCCCCGGUUUUUCCUAAGCCAACACGCUCGGCAACGGCAUCGGCAACGCAGAGUCCUCAGAUUACUCCUAAAUCUACCACUCCCAACCCUAGAAAGACUCCGUUGAUAGCUCCGAGAGGUCCUAAGAAGAGGCCUAGCAUUAGUUCUGUUUCACCAGCUCUACGGCCGAAAAUAUCCCCGAGUAUCAAGCCGCUGCUCCCGGGGACACCUGGCUUGUCUGCAGAAGAUUCCGCAUCGAGGCUACUAGCAUCCAAAUCGAAUUACCAGAACAUAUUGGAAGGGAAUACCGUCCCAGGAGUUUCGUAUCCAAGCGAGCUAUCCACAAAUCUAACUUCGAAGCGGACUUCGCACAAAAUUGCAGAACAGGGGCGUCGAAACCGUAUCAACUCUGCACUCCAAGAAAUUGCAACUUUACUACCAACAAAUGUUGCAAGAGAGUUAAGUGAAGGUGAUGGCGAGUCUGGGAGCGGGGACAAGAAGGACGGCAAGCAAUCCAGCGCGCCGAAUAGUAAGGCUAGCACGGUAGAGUUGGCAAUCAUAUACAUCAAACAAUUACAAGAAGAAAUAGCCGAGGCGAAUAGGAGAGCAGACGAAGCCGAGAAGAAACUUGAGGAGAAAGUGACGGCAAGUUGA
Molecule: messenger RNA, 2046 nt
Organism: Daldinia childiae
Lineage: Eukaryota; Fungi; Ascomycota; Sordariomycetes; Xylariales; Hypoxylaceae
Product: Phosphorus acquisition-controlling protein
Exons: 2
Coding region: 1-2046 (681 amino acids)
Molecular function (GO): protein dimerization activity
Source: RefSeq, a predicted model, not a curated record